Trematomus bernacchii (emerald rockcod) is the source of this 2477-nucleotide messenger RNA. RefSeq names its product thyroid hormone receptor interactor 10b (gene trip10b). The transcript has 15 exons. Gene Ontology annotation, biological process: signal transduction. Lineage: Eukaryota; Metazoa; Chordata; Actinopteri; Perciformes; Nototheniidae. The record is from RefSeq and is a predicted model, not a curated record. Bases 297 to 1823 code for a protein of 508 amino acids. Gene Ontology annotation, molecular function: protein binding.
UCGCUCUCUCCCUCUCUCGCUCUCGCUCUCUGGGACCCAAACUUGUUUCAGGAAAAAGCGCCUGCACAUAUUUUCUCUCUGAAGAAACAGGACGGCCGUGUCCGUGCCAAAGGAGAAGGCGUAAACUUCCUCCAAACAUUUCCUCCGCCAUCUCCGCUUUCGAGCAUUUUGUGGAAUCGUUUGUAGCGAGAGGAGUUUUUUUAUUAUCUGGUUUUUCCACCUCCGACAGCACCUGGUUGUUUCUCUUUUAACACGGACUCCUACUUCCUUUCCUCAAACAUCUGAAUUGUGCGGACAUGGACUGGGGAACAGAUCUGUGGGACCAGUAUGAUCACAUCGACAAGCACACGCAGUCGGGCCUGGACCUGGUGGAGCGCUACAUAAAGUUUGUGAAGGAACGGACAGAAAUAGAGCAAGGCUACGCCAAACAACUCAGGAAUCUAUCAAAGAAAUAUGCCAAACGAGGGGGCAAAGAUGAGCAGGACUGCAAAUUCAGCAAUCACGCCUCCCUCCAGGAGAUCCUGAACGAGCUGAACGAUUACGCCGGCCAACGGGAGCUCAUCGCUGAAAAUAUGAUGACCGGCAUUUGUGUGGACCUCACCAAGUACCUCCAGGAUCUCAAACAGGAGCGCAAAACACACCUGGCUGAUGCCAAGAAGGCCCAGCAGAAUUUAGAGAUCAGCUUUAAACAACUAGAAAGUACAAAGAAGCGCUUUGCCAAGGAGUGGGCAGAGACUGAGAAAGCCACUCAACAAGCCGAGAAAACGGAGAACGACGUCAACGCCACCAGGCUGGAUGUUGAAAAAGCCAAGACACAUGCCCAUGGCCGCACACACACGGCGGAGGAGUGCAGGAACGACUAUGCUGCACAGCUCCAGAAAUACAACAAGGAACAAAACUUCUUCUACUACACGGAGAUACCGCAGAUCUUCAAUAAAAUGCAGGACAUGGAUGAGCUGAGGAUUCGGCGGAUGGCGGAGGGAUACUGCCAGUUUGCAGACAUCGAGAAGAAAGUGCAGCCCAUCAUCUCAAAGUGUUUAGAAGGGAUUUCCACCGCAGGAGGGAAAAUUAAUGAAAAACAGGACUCGAUGCUGUUCAUAGAGCAGCACAAAUCUGGUUUCGAGCGACCUGCAGAUGUUGAGUUUGAAGACUACACCCAGGGAAUCAAAUCAGCCACCUCUGAGUCCAGCCUCAACCCUCCUAAAGUGCGCGCCAAGCUCUGGCCUUUCAGCAAGAAGACCAAGAUAUCGCAAGCUGAAAAGCACAUGCCACCUCUUGCAGAAGAUUUCUCUCACCUUCCCCCGGAGCAGAGGAAGAAGAGGCUGCAGUCGAAGAUUGACGAAAUCUCUAAAGAGCUGCAAAAGGCGCUGGACCAAAGUGAGGCACUGGAGAAGAUGAAGGGUGUCUACGAGCAGAAUGCGCAGAUGGGAGACCCCUCCAGUCUGGAGCCUCAGAUCUCAGAAACGUCUCAAAACAUCGGCCGCCUGAGGGGGGAGCUCGCCAAAUAUGAGACGUGGCUGUCGGAAGCAGUGGGAGGAGAGGAGUCUUCCAACGCCAUCAACAAUAAUACUCAACACACUGGUGUAGCAGCUGAACAGCCUCAGAAUAUCUACCUAGAGUUUGAUGACGACUUUGAUGACGUAGAAACUCCUGUUGGCCAGUGCAUGGCCCUGUACACUUUUCAAGGCAACAGCGAAGGCACCAUUUCCAUUACCGAGGGUGAGAUGUUGAGUGUAAUGGAGGAGGAUAAAGGAGACGGAUGGAUGCGAGUACUUAGAGCCGGUGGAGAAGAGGGCUAUAUUCCUUCAUCCUAUGUGAAAUAGCCCCAUAACACACACACACACACACACACAUACACAUACACAUACACAUACACAUACACAUAUACAUACAUACACUCACACACACACACACACUUUUGAUGAAAAUCAAGUUCAGAGCCAGAGGUGAAUACAAAGUCAUCCAUGAUAAUUGGAGCUUUUCUCUACAUCUUUUAUCUCAGCCGGUGACGUGUCUGGCGAGAUGAGCGAGUGAUUAGGAAGCUUGUUAUCGAGGCUGAUUGCAAUAUAAUAAAGUCCAUGUCUCUACUCGCUGCUGCAGGGGAGGCCGUCUCUAAACUCAGACCGUCUGAUCUUUAUAGACUUCAGCUCUUUUAAAUCCAAACUUUUGAAUGUAUAGCUGAACUUUUUGUCACAGCGUUAAGUGAUAACUCUUGUAACAUAUUCAGCAUCACAGUAGCAUGACGCUACUUUUCUUUAUGGUGAUAUAUCCAUUCACUUGACUUUCCCACUGCCAUCUCUAAUAACCUGCUGAGCAUUUUUCAUUUUGUAACACCGGCCCUCUGCUUAAACCUCUCUCCUGACAGGAUAAUGUGAGUUUUUCUUUUUAUCUUUUUUAUGUUUUAUGACUAAUAACUGGACGAAAACCACUACUCCUAUAGGGAGUGAACACAAUAAGGUCUGUCACAGUAAAGGAUA